AUGAGCAACGAUCACAAAGCCUCUGACAUUGAUGAAGAAUGUCGUGUCUUUUACCUCACAGUUGAUCCUUUUGCGAAAAUGCAUUCUAUCCCUAGCCUAUUCUAUAGAAAAUACAACCAUUUCUUGGACGACAAGCUGCGAGUUGUAGACACCAAUCGGAACGAAAUUACCCUCAGGAUAGCUAAGGGAUACAACACUGCCUAUAUUAUGGAAGGCUUAAACUUCUUGGUCCAACUUUAUGGCCUCAAACAAGGGGGAACCAUCAAGCUCCGCUACCUUUUCAGGGACAUCUUUUAUGUUAUUAAGGUUAGGGAUGAUAAGAUGGCAAGCCUCCCAAUUCUGUACCACUAUAUGAAGGGUCGUUUAGAUGACAAUUUCUCACAUAAGGGCAAACAGGUUAUUCAAACUGACCCUUUAUUUGAUGAGAUUGAGCGAUUCCACUAUGGAUCGUACAAAGUAAACAAGAAGAAGAAGAAGAACUCUGCUAAAGUCACCAACAGGCAGACGAACAACAAGGACCGUUACGGUGAGCAUGCAGUGCCUGUUAAAGGAAAAACUUUCUUUAAAAGGACAAGCAAUACUAAAGCUCAUGAUGUUGCUUUAGAGAUUCCAAAAUACAAGCUAAUUGCAAAGCAUUUAGAUAUUGAUCUGAAUGUUGUCCCACCCGUUGAUGAAGAGGACGUCAAUAUGCAGGAACCAAUUGGACAGUUAGUGGAUUGCCAUGGAUGUCCUUUUGAUUUUCCUGGCUUCAAUACUGGACCAUUCGGCUUAUACUUUCCAAACAACUUCAGCAUCAACGCACCUUAUUAUUCUUUUGUACGCGAGUUAACCAAGCAGGACAUACAGUGCUCCUACCUGAAUGUUCCUACUAAUUUUGCAAUGCAUGCCUUUCCAUCUAGAUUUUAUCAUGUUUGUUUACUCCAGCACGGCGGGUUUCAAUACCACAUGGGACUCCGCUGGAAGAUGACACCUGUGUUCAUCCAAGUGGAUCUUAAUACAGGGUGGAGAGGUUCAAGCAGGACACCAAUACUUCCCCUUAAGAGAAACUCAGCCGUGCUUAUGCGCGAAUCGUCUUCAUCACGGCAAUCGGACACGUCAAUCGAUCUAUCCUCAUUAACAAAUUUGGUUGAUCAUUCUCAACUGCAUGGGACUAGAAAUGACAUUACUGCAUCCAUAGAAAAAAACUACCCCACCUUUUCCCACCCGAGGCGUACUCCUCUUGCAGACAUAUCUAACGUUCACCAAAGUAGCCACCAAGCUUAUGAUUCCAGCGUUGGAACGAUUCAGGAAAUAUAUCCCGAUCGCUCAAACGGUUGUAUGGAAAAUCUUCCCAAGAGCUAUAAUACCAACAAUAGACCACCCAUUGAAGUUGACAUUGGGACUAAUAACUGGAUCCAAUGGUUAUUUGAAAUUCGUUAUGGCACUAAUGAAACAUUUCUAUUGCAUUCCCGUUUCUAUAUUUGCAUCAGCGCAAGUCAAAAUGCAACCAACCAUGUAAGGAGGCAUAUCGAGACCAUCAACAGUUGGUGCACAAUGUGGCAGCUUUUCACGAGGAAGAUGUGGAAUUCAUCAUCAUGUGACAUGCCAUUUCAAAUUUCAGAUGCUUGGGAUGCAGGUGAUCCAGUGCACCGUUGUUUGUACUGCAAUGCAUCAAUGUGGGAAGACGAGAAACUAUCAAAAAGUAGGAGAAAUACUAUACCGAAAUUUGGACUAUGUUGCAUGGAUGGUAAAGUAGAACUUCCAAUACUAAAAAUGGUACCACAAACACUGCAGGACCUACAUAGUAUGAAUAACGACAGAGCAAGCUUAAUUCCUUCUGACAAUAAUAGGCCAAGGUUUGCUCAACUGUAUAUAUAUGACACUGAGAAUGAAGUGCAAAAUCGGGUAACAGCCGUGAGCUCUAUGGAAGCAUCAAAUAUUGUUGACUAUCAGAUUGUGACUGAUCUUAAAGAGAUGUUAGAUGUGCACAAUCCUCUUGCAAAGACCUUUCGGUUUGCCAGAGAUAGAUUUGCAGAGGGUUCAAACCCAAAAAUCAAAUUGAAGCUAAUCAGAAAGCGGGAUAAGGAUGGAAGAGUAUAUAACUUACCAACUGUGUCUGAGGUUGCAAUUUUAGUUGUAGGGGACAUUGACGACUCAAUUCUUGAGAGGGAUAUUAUAGUACAAUUCAUGUCAAACAAGUUGCAAAGGAUUGAUGUUCUACAUCCGUUGUACUUGGCUCUUCAAUAUCCUUUAUUAUUCCCUUACGGAGAAGAUGGUUUUAGGGUUGGCAUCCAAACAUCCGUUCGUUAUGGACUUGAUGCUAAUAAGAAACGGAAGACUAUCAGCAUGAGGGAGUUUUUUUCAUACCGAAUACAAAUGCGAUGCAAUGAAUCACCAAUACUUUUACAAUCAAGGAGAUUAUUUCAGCAAUUUUCAGUUGAUGCAUAUACUAUGAUCGAGGCAGAACGACUUAGCUUUAUUAGGCACAAUCAACCAAUGCUAAGGGUUGACAAGUAUAAUGCACUACAUGAGUCUUUGGUUCGGGGAGAGGCGAAUGCUGUGUCAACUGGGCAGAGGAUAAUCCUUCCUAGCAGCUUCACUGGAGGACCUAGAUACAUGUUUAAUAACUGUAAAGAUGCCUUUGCAAUUUGCAAGUAUGCGGGUUACCCAAGUUACUUUAUCACCAUUACAUGCAACCCUGAGUGGGAUGAGAUUAAGCGUCUUUUGAAAGAUACCAGAUUCAAAGCAGAAGAUCGGCCUGACAUAGUUUCAAGGAUUUUUAAUAUCAAGCUGAGUCAAUUGAUUGCAGACUUCAAGCAAGGAAAGUUCUUUGGCAAAAUAUCUGGCUACGUGUGCACAGUUGAAUUCCAGAAGCGUGGUUUACCGCACGCUCAUAUACUGUUGUUCAUGAAUCCUCUAUUUAAACCAAAAACACCUGACGAUAUAGACAAGCAUAUAUCAGCAGAGAUCCCUGACAAGCAUAGCAGGCCUAAGCUAUAUGCAGCCGUUGAGAAGUUCAUGGUCCAUGGUCCAUGUGGCAGGCAUAACAAUUCCAGCCCAUGCAUGUCCAACGGUCGUUGCUCUAAGUUUUUUCCAAAACAAUUUAGAUCAAGGACUGUAAUUGAUGAGGCAGGAUUUUCCAAGUAUAGAAGAAGAGACAAUGGCAGAACAAUCAUGAAGAAAAACAUAGUUCUCGAUAACUCAUACAUAGUCCCGUACAACCGAUCGUUGUUGCUAAAGUACUGUUGCCACAUCAACGUUGAGCAUACAUGUCAAACAUCGGCAAUAAAAUAUCUUUUUAAGUAUGUUCACAAAGGAAAUGAUCGUGUCACUGCUUCUUUCUAUCAGAGCAACGAAGAAGGGCAACUUGAAAAGGUUAUUGAUGAGAUCAGGAAUUAUUACGAUUGCAGGUACAUAUCAGCCUGCGAAGCUGUUUGGAGAAUAUUUGGAUACGACAUACAACAGAAAGAACCUUCAGUCAUUAGAUUACCUUUUCACUUGCCGGACGAACAUCCGGUGGUUUUUAGAGACUAUGAAAACAUAGUUGACGUCAUUGACAGGGUUGAUGGCAGGCCUACAAAGAUGCUAGCAUGGAUGCUUGCAAAUAGGUUGUUUCCGUUUGGUCGUACUCUUACAUAUAGCCAGUUUCCAAAUAAGUUCGUCUGGAAGGAAGACAUUUCUUUGUGGAUGCCAAGGAAACAAGGAUUCUCAAUCGGCAGACUUACUCAUGUUCCACGAGGAAGUGGUGAAGAUUAUUACUUAAGACUUUUGCUCAACAUUCAAAAGGGGUGUGUAAGUUUUGUUGACAUACGUACAGUUGCAGGCGUUGUGUACAGCACAUUCAAGGAAGCAUGUUACGCAUUGGGCCUUCUGCAAGAUGACAAAGAAUUUGUUGAUGCCAUCUUAGAAGCAGGUAAUUGGGCUUCUGCAAACUACAUCCGUGACCUUUUCGUGGUGCUCUUAUUGUCAAACAAUAUGGGCAGGCCUGAAAAUGUGUGGCAACAAUGUUACAAUGUUUUGUCUGAAGACAUUCUUUAUUUUCAGAGAAAAUCCAUACAGUCUGUAGAACUGCAACUAUCCGAAGAUCAGAUAAUGAAUCUGACACUUUCAAAGAUAGAGGAAAAACUACAGGCUAAUGGCAGAUCACUCAGAGAGUUUGAUGGGAUGCCUUUUCCAAGCUUUGGCACUAUUGAAGGGUUAGAUGAUCGGUUAAUCAUGGAUGAAUUAAACUUUGACGUCGAUGGUCUGCGCAAUCAGUUGGAUACGAACUUAACAAACAUGAACGUAGAUCAAAGGAAAGCAUUCGAUGUGAUUAUCAAUGCAGUAAAUGAAAAUCAAGGUGGCUUUUUUUUCGUCUAUGGGUAUGGUGGAACCGGUAAGACAUUUCUCUACAACACUCUCUUAGCAGCUAUAAGGAGCAAAGGGGAAAUUGUUCUGAAUGUGGCAUCUAGCGGUAUUGCUUCUUUGUUGCUUCCAAAUGGACGCACUGCACAUUCAAGGUUUAAGAUACCCUUGGACUUGAACGAGGACUCGAUUUGUUGCAUUAAGCAAGGCACCUCAUUGUCUAAGCUGGUUUGCAGAGCAAAACUUAUUAUAUGGGAUGAGGCACCAAUGUUGAAUAAACUGUGCUAUGAAGCUCUCGACAGAUGCCUAAGGGACAUUGUUAGGUUUGAGCCUUACUAUAAUUCAGAACUACCAUUUGGAGGAAAGGUUGUGGUUUUAGGUGGUGACUUCAGGCAAAUUCUACCUGUAAUUCCAAUGGGAUCUCGCCAAGAUAUUGUCCAAGCUACCAUAAACUCAUCUUACCUAUGGGAACACUGUAACGUAUUAAGGCUAACAAUUAACAUGCGUUUAACUGUUAGGGCAACUUAUACGUCACUCAGUGAUGUUUCUCAGUUUGCUUCAUGGUUGCUAGACAUAGGUGAUGGUAUUGCUGGAGAUUCCACUGAUGGUGAGUCUAUUGUGGUAAUUCCGGAUGAAAUUAUAAUUCAAGAUUUUGACCAAUUGGUUGACUUUGUUUAUCCCGACCUGUUGGUUAAUAUCAACAACACAUCAUUCUUCAAAGAUCGUUCAAUUUUGGCCCCAACGCUAGAAGUUGUCAACGAUGUAAACUCAUUUAUAAUGCAACGUGUGGAUGCCAAUGCGAAAACUUAUUUAAGCUCAGAUACUUUGUGUCUCGAAGAAGGAAACAUGGAAUCUGAAUUGGAUACGCUUACACCAGAUGUCCUUAAUGCAAUUAAUUGCUCUGGUUUGCCGCCCCAUGAGUUGACUCUGAAAGUGGGUCUUCCGGUCAUGCUACUACGUAACAUUGACCAGUCAAACGGAUUAUGUAAUGGAACAAGAUUACAGGUAAGGAGAUUAGGUAACCAUGUAAUUGAAUGCAUUACGCUAACAGGAGGCAAAAUGGGCCAAGUCGUCCUGAUACCGCGGAUGAAUAUGAUUCCCAAUAACCAGUCUUUGCCAUUUAGAUUCCAACGGAGACAGUUCCCGAUCAUUGUUUCAUUCGCUAUGACCAUUAACAAAUCUCAAGGACAGACCUUAAGCACAGUUGGAUUGUAUUUACCAAGACCGGUAUUUACGCACGGUCAACUAUACGUUGCAUUAUCGAGAGUAACGUCAAAGAGUGGCUUGCGAGUGCUAAUUCAGAAUACUAGAUCAUCGUCGACAAACUCGACAAUAAAUGUUGUGUAUAGAGAAGUAUUCCAAAAUAUUACAUGA
This is a messenger RNA of Arachis stenosperma, 5697 nucleotides long. RefSeq lists its product as uncharacterized. The transcript is spliced from 13 exons. Gene Ontology annotation, biological process: DNA repair; telomere maintenance. Lineage: Eukaryota; Viridiplantae; Streptophyta; Magnoliopsida; Fabales; Fabaceae. The record is from RefSeq and is a predicted model, not a curated record. Gene Ontology annotation, molecular function: DNA helicase activity. Bases 1 to 5697 code for a protein of 1898 amino acids.